AUGGCUGCUUUUUGCCGGAUCCUUCUCCUGUUGUCUGCGGCCGCGGCCUCCUCGGCGCCGCCCAGGUCCCAGCGGACGGAGAGAGGGCUCCUGGAGCUGGCCGGAGCCAUCAAGUGCAGCACGGGGAGGUCCGCCUUGGCUUACAUGGUGUACGGGUGCUACUGUGGCCUGGGGGGUCAGGGCUGGCCCAGGGACAGGGCCGACUGGUGUUGCCACAGGCACGAUUGCUGUUAUGGAGAUGCGGAACGUCUCGGCUGCCAAACCAAAACCGACCAGUACCAGUGGACCUGCGAGGACGAGAAAGCCGAGUGCGAUGAUUUGAAGGACAAAUGUGAAAAGCUGCUGUGCAGGUGUGACAGAGACGCUGCCAGAUGUUUGAGGAAAGCACCUUUCAUCCCCAAAUUUGCCCUCUGGCCAGAUUUCCUGUGCGGUCACGAACACCCAAUGUGUAACAUUUACUGACACAAUAAAUGCAUCUGCCAUGUGCCAAUCAAACACAACAAUGGUUAUUGCAUAAUAAUUCCAGCUGUGCUGGUUUUUUCACUGUCACCAAACUCUUUUAAUAAAAC
Molecule: messenger RNA, 569 nt
Organism: Pungitius pungitius (ninespine stickleback)
Lineage: Eukaryota; Metazoa; Chordata; Actinopteri; Perciformes; Gasterosteidae
Gene: pla2g10
Product: phospholipase A2 group X
Exons: 4
Coding region: 1-462 (153 amino acids)
Biological process (GO): lipid catabolic process; arachidonate secretion; phospholipid metabolic process
Molecular function (GO): calcium ion binding; phospholipid binding
Source: RefSeq, a predicted model, not a curated record